CGGAGCAGAAGCGCAGCGGACAGGAAGCCGGAUCCGACCUUCACAGUACGCAUCUAGCACCGGGGGAACAACCGGAGGCUACGGAGCGACAAAACGGAAAUUCAAACAUAAAACCGGACCAUUGAGAGUCUAACUGGGUGUGCGUCUGGGUCUGUAGUUUGGAUAAUCCGUGUAAGGUUCCGUGCGUAAUUGCGCGCCACGCUAUAGUUUUAUUUUGACAUGUCCAUGCCGGUGUGGUGCGCGUGAUAAAAACCCACCUUUACGCACAAAUCGCCGUACAAAACAUACUGUACAGACAUCGCAGCUUCGCGUUUAUCCAACUCCACCGACACUUACUGGAGAACAGCAUUUGUGUGGCGGACUGUAAAACAUGGAUGGUUUAGACUGAGUUGACAGGAUUUACGCACAACCUGGAUACUUUUCCUGCGACUGUUUUCCUCUGGACACUUGGACACUCCUUGUUUUUUGUGCGCUGGAUGUGGACCGAGUUCAGGAGGGAUCCCAGCAAACAUUCCCCAGUGGCUUGUUUUUAGGAAAUGGCAACUGCUCUCAGUGGCCGAAACCCUGGUGGACGUGGACCAAACCGCAGUAAGGGUCGUAUUUUAGGCAUCAUCGACGCCAUUCAUGAUGCAGUGGGUCCACCCAAACAAGCUGCAGCCGACCGGCGCACGGUGGAAAAAACCUGGAAGUUCAUGGAUAAAGUUGUCCGCCUCUGCCAAAACCCCAGACUCCAGCUGAAAAACAGCCCCCCGUACAUCCUGGAUAUUUUACCUGAUGCCUACCAGCACCUGAGGCUAAUCCUGGGCAAAUAUGAAGAGAACCAGAGACUCACGCAGCUCAGCGAAAACGAGUACUUUAAAAUCUACAUCGAUAGCCUCAUGAAGAAAUCCAAAAGGGCUAUCCGGCUUUUCAAAGAGGGCAAGGAGAGGAUGUACGAGGAGCAGUCGCAGGACAGGAGGAACCUGACCAAGCUGUCUCUGAUCUUCAGUCACAUGCUGGCGGAAAUCAAAGCCAUCUUCCCAGGAGGACAGUUUCAGGGCGACACUUUCAGGAUCACCAAAGCCGAUGCUGCUGAGUUCUGGAGGAGAUUCUUUGGAGAAAAGACAAUAGUGCCAUGGAAAGUUUUCCGACAGUGCCUUCACGAAGUGCAUCACAUUAGCUCAGGCCUGGAGGCCAUGGCCCUGAAAUCCACCAUCGACCUCACCUGCAACGACUACAUUUCCGUCUUUGAGUUCGACAUCUUCACGCGGCUUUUUCAGCCUUGGGGAUCGAUUCUGAGGAACUGGAACUUCCUGGCGGUAACUCACCCAGGUUACAUGGCGUUCUUAACCUACGACGAAGUCAAGGCGCGACUGCACAAGUACAUCAAUAAGCCUGGCAGUUACAUCUUCAGACUGAGCUGCACACGGCUCGGACAGUGGGCCAUCGGCUACGUGACCAAUGACGGCAACAUCCUGCAGACCAUCCCCCACAACAAACCGCUGUUCCAGGCCCUCAUCGACGGCUACAGGGAGGGCUUUUAUUUGUUUCCCGACGGUCGCAGUUACAACCCUGACCUCACCGGUUUGUGUGAACCGACGCCUCACGAUCACAUCAAAGUGACACAGGAACAGUAUGAGUUGUACUGUGAAAUGGGCUCCACCUUCCAGCUCUGUAAGAUCUGCGCCGAGAACGACAAAGACGUGAAGAUCGAACCCUGCGGUCACCUAAUGUGCACUUCCUGCCUCACAGCCUGGCAGGAGUCAGACGGGCAGGGAUGUCCGUUCUGUCGCUGUGAGAUCAAAGGUACAGAGCCGAUCAUCGUGGAUCCCUUCGACCCACGGAAUGAGGGCACCAAGUGCUUCUUCCUGGACCAGCACAGCUGUCCCAUGUUGGAGCUGGACGAGGACGAGGACAGGGAGGACUGUCUGGUCAUGAACGGACUGGCCAACAUCAGGAAGCACUGUCCCGAACGCCAGAACUCACCCAUGGUGUCCCCCAGCUCUUCACCUGUCAGCCAGCACAGAAAAGCCCACAUAGGAGACCCGGGUCACUGCGUCCAGCACCUCAGCCUUCCCCCCGUCCCGCCACGACUCGACCUCAUCCAGAAGGGCGCCAUCCGUUCCCCCUCGGCCAGUCCCACCGGAUCCCCAAAGUCUUCACCAGGCAUGUCCAGGAAGCAGGACAAGCCUCUCCCAGCCCCCCCUCCCCCCCAGAGGGACCCACCUCCACCGCCUCCCCCCGAGCGGCCUCCUCCCAUCCCCCCAGAGUCUCGCCACUCUUGGCUGGCCCCCUCCUCGUCGCUGUCCUCCUCCAUCUCCUCAUCCACCGGUGCGCUCUCAGACUCCCACAUAUCCUCCGACACCUGGGGCCCCAAAGACAGCCCCCUGACGGACGCCCACAGGACCCCCGGAGCAGACCACCCGUCGCAGCUGGGACUCGGGGGGUGCUCCCACCUGAACAGGAGACCAGAAAGCUGUCCGUCAAUCGGAUCUGGGAGGAUGCAUCAUAGAAUGGACGGGAGCGGAAACUCAGACAGCGCCAAGCCCUUUUCCAACGGCGUGCAAAUCAGCGAUGAGUACGACAUCCUCCCCUCACGGCACUCGCCAACUCAGUCCACGCUUGCCAACAGCCACAAACCCUCCAACCCUUUCAACAGUCCUGUGGUGGAACGACAGCGGGGAGCGAUGGAUCGGCUGGAGGACGACUAUCAGAUCCCCUCGUCCAACCUCUGCCUGAGCCAAGCUCCCGUCUGCAUCUCUGUACCCAGCAGGCACUUGGAGAACGGUUCCCCGGAGCCCUCAAUGGAGGAGAGGAAACCGAGGCUCCCUGAACCUGGUGGACAUUCUGAGUCGGUCCGGGCGUUGGUCUCGGGGGCGGCUCACACCCCCCACUGCUCCUUCAACACCAACAAGACGCCUUCAGACUAUGACAUUCUGCUGCCUCCCCAAGCGUUAGAAGACCCUUUCAACAGCCGCCCUCCGUCCCAGCCUCCUCCGCCUCCUCCUCCUCCGGCGCGCCACAGCUUCGUCGACCUCUCCUCCUCGUCAUCCUGCAACUCCACAUCUUCCUCCUCCAUCAUCGCACGACCGCACAGGCCCUCCUCCGGACACGAGCACCUGCUGUUAACCCCCGACGCAGUGUUUGACAUGCUUAACAACGCCGCUCCUCUGCCUCCAGUCAGACGACAGACAGAAAACCUUAAAGGCAGAGGCUGUCUGGAGUAUGACCUUUUACCAACCAGCCAUGUAUCCUCAGAGUGUUUGCAGGCCCCCGCCAGGCCGCCCAAGCCGCUGCCCAGGAAGAUUCCUCCUGACAUCCACCCGGGUAAACCCCACAGCCUGGAGUCGGAGAACGUGGACGCCAAGAUCGCCAAGCUGAUGGGGGAGGGGUACUCGUUUGAGGAUGUGAAGCGGGCGCUGAUGAUCGCCCAGAACAAAGUGGACGUGGCUCGGAACAUUUUGCGAGAGUUUGCCUUAGUGGCCCCGAGACUGAACCUCUAGUUGCAGUUGUGCCUCCGAAAUGGACCGACUAAAAAAGGGCUUCUCCGGUCUGCUUUGGCCUCGGACUGUUGGAACAGCAACGCAAACGCAGAAGACAUUUCAAGGGCGACUUGCCUUUUAGUCGCCGAACAGAGAGGACGACGCACAACAAAAGUGGCUAAAACCAAAUCACGUUGGAACACAGAUUCAGAAACAAACAGAAAAAAAAA
This is a messenger RNA of Sphaeramia orbicularis (orbiculate cardinalfish), 3691 nucleotides long. It is a transcript of the gene cblb, whose product is annotated as Cbl proto-oncogene B, E3 ubiquitin protein ligase. The record is from RefSeq and is a predicted model, not a curated record. Bases 537 to 3482 code for a protein of 981 amino acids. The transcript has 19 exons. Gene Ontology annotation, cellular component: plasma membrane; membrane raft. Gene Ontology annotation, biological process: cell surface receptor signaling pathway; negative regulation of epidermal growth factor-activated receptor activity. NCBI's taxonomy places the organism in Eukaryota, Metazoa, Chordata, Actinopteri, Kurtiformes, Apogonidae. Gene Ontology annotation, molecular function: phosphotyrosine residue binding; calcium ion binding; ubiquitin protein ligase activity.